Messenger RNA from Bursaphelenchus okinawaensis, 1194 nucleotides. Lineage: Eukaryota; Metazoa; Nematoda; Chromadorea; Rhabditida; Aphelenchoididae. The record is from the annotation of a GenBank genome assembly.
AUGCCAUUGGAAAAAAGACGCAAUAUUGGUUUUGGAAUGUUGAUUGGAUUAAUUUCUUUUGUUUUUACUGUAAGUUAGCCAAGUAUGAAAAUACUAAAAAGCAUUUCCGAUCUAUAAAAUAAAGUUACAUUAACUUGUAGGUACUGUACAUUUUUUGUUUUUACGCCUUAACACGCAAGGAGUUGCGUGAAAAAAGUUGUUACAAGAUAAUGAUUAUGUUGGGAGUGUAUGACAUGAUUACUCUACCACUGACUGGCAUGUUUGCUGCUUAUCAAGCCAUUUCCGGUAUAACGUUUUGCGAUUCGCCGCUGUUACAAUACUGUAUUGGAAUGGUGGUUUUGGGUGAGAAUUUUGAAACGGGGGUUAGAGGGUUUCUUGGUGUAGUUUACACAGUCUUGUUAUUUUCUGCCAUUUUAAAUGUUUUAAGUUUUAAAUGUGUUUUCUUAUAGCAGCAUGGAUCGGUUAUUCAUGGGGAACGAUAAUACUAGCAUUAAAUCGGGUUUUGUUCACAACGCGUGCACGAGAGUAUUUUGAUGGGCGUUUUAUCUACUUAUGGCUGGCUGUGCCUCCAAUGAUUACAUUUUUAUCCAUGUGGUACCUAAAUCCAGCCAUGUUUAUUCCGAUGUAUGGCGGAUACUUGUUCAACCCAUACGCUGGACUUUUAGAAAUUGGCGAUGAUACUUGGGUAUGUAUUUUAUUCAGAAUUGUGCUAAAAGUUUUAGAAAAUUAAAACUUAAAGAUAUAAUGAUAACUGUUACAGUAUGACAACCCAAAACACACCGCAAGUGACUUUGUUUUUAUGGCCGUGUUACCGAUGAUAUAUGCUUAUUUUUAUUUUAAAAACAAGUAUUUUUUAAGUAAAGGUGGAGCUGUUUCUUCAACCGGCAACUCAAAACGGGAAAAAAGUGUAAGCUUUAUAAUUUUAAGCCGUUCAAGUCGUGUUAUAUAACAUAUAAUACCUGCGACAUGAUCUGCAACAUGAAUCAUCUUAUAUUGUGCAUAUAACAAUUGUCUUUGAAGAUAAUUUUUUUGUUUUACUUUUGUUGAUAUUUUUAGCUGUUUAUUCAAUGUGUGCUCAUCAGUACGUUAGUGUGUGCAGCAACAGCAGGUUGCACGUUUAUGCAAAUUGUGCCUAUGCCACAUUGGUGCAUUGCUUUGUCUCACUUUUUGUGGAUUUUGGUGCAAGGCAAGUAA